Messenger RNA from Polypterus senegalus (gray bichir), 6922 nucleotides. RefSeq names its product neuronal vesicle trafficking associated 2 (gene nsg2). Gene Ontology annotation, cellular component: endosome; membrane. The record is from RefSeq and is a predicted model, not a curated record. Gene Ontology annotation, molecular function: clathrin light chain binding. The coding region runs from base 144 to 695 and encodes 183 amino acids. Lineage: Eukaryota; Metazoa; Chordata; Cladistia; Polypteriformes; Polypteridae. The transcript is spliced from 5 exons. Gene Ontology annotation, biological process: clathrin coat assembly; endosomal transport; G protein-coupled dopamine receptor signaling pathway.
AACAGCAAACGGUCUGCUCUCCUCCCACUGGUGGCGCGCUGCUUCGGGCGAGUGCACUGCUGCCUUGGCUUCUUCAGGUGAGGGAGUGCAGGUUUUCGCUUAAGUUGAGCCAGAAGAUUCAGAGGCUUGGAAUCUGCUGGAAGAUGGUGAAAUUAGGGAGUAAUUUACAUGACAAAGACAGCAAGCCGGCGAGUGCGGAGGAUGGCUUUCAGAAUGUUCCUCUGAUUGCACCCUUGGAUGUAAACCAUCUGCAGUAUUCUGCUCCAGACAAGGUGGUCGUUAAAACAAGAACUGAAUAUCAGACUGAUCAGAAAAUCAAGGGAAAGCCAAAGGCCCCCAAAAUUGAGGAGUUUACCAUUAGCUUCAAUGAUGGUGUUUCAGAACGUCUUAAGGUGACCAUACUCAUCUUCCUGGCCCUGGCCUUCCUGGCCUGCAUAGUUUUCCUGGUCAUCUACAAAUCCUUCACUUAUGACCACAGCUGCCCAGAUGGAUUUGUGUACAAGCACAAGCGUUGCAUCCCAGCCUCCCUGGAAGCCUACUACUCUGCGCAGGACUCCAGCUCUCGAAGCCGCUUCUACACAGUCAUCAGUCACUACAGCAUGGCCAAGCAGACCACUUCUCGCUCUGUAUCCCCUUGGCUACCGGCGGGCUCGGUGGAUCACGAAGUCAGAGGUCCAAAUAAGGAGGCCCACUGAGGGCCAUGGCAGUACACGCAGAGGCUUGCUAAUUGUCUGCCAAAGUUUCUCAGUUCCUUGUCGUUGCUGUUUUGUAUUUGAGAUGAACGAGCGUUUGUACAAAGGCAUGAUCAGUGUUGGUGAAAUUGUUUUCCGUCUGCUGCUUCCACUGGCUUUCUGGUCAGAUGGCUGCUGUAUGUAAUGGCUCCGAUUUCUUUUGACAGCCAAAUCGGAGUCAUGCAGGCACAUUUCUUGUAAAUAUGCAGAAGGGAGCUCAUAUUUCAUCCUAUGCCAAGUAACAUACUUGUAAUGAAAUGAGGUGUGUUUUUGUUCCCUUGUGCUUGAUUUGUGUAGGGCUGCCAGCUGGCUGCAUGAAAGUGGGUCAUGGCGGUCCAGCAUGCCUCGUUGCUUGCUCAGUUCAUCUGUCACAAUGCAAAGUCCUGCAAUACUUCUGUCAGGAAAUGAGAGGUCGGUGUACCAUGUCACAAAGUUAGAAAGCUACUUGCACGUCAGUACCCACCUCUGCAGAUGGGGAAACACUCAACUGUCUCAGUUCAAACUGCCAUAGAAGCCAGUAGCCAUCGAGUGUUCAGUUCUCAGGAGAUGGGAGGGUGUUAAUCUUGCUCAGUUUCCACAGUGCCUGGAAGCUGGAAGCCACUCGCCAAUUAAGUGUCCUCGUCGCUGCAGGUAGAAGGAAGCUGACUGGCAGGCUUUUCCAUCAGUUUGGACAGCACUUUUGCCCCAUGCAGUUUAAAUCUUUGUUGGCAGCAAUACAAUCCAGGUGCCAUCUUCAAGGCACUAUGACAACUGAGCAGAAGUUAGCAACACCUGCAUAGUGUGGUGUCCUUAUGUGGCCAGCUGGCAGCCCCAUACUUGUAAAACUUUUUUAUUGCUCCAGAAAUAAACUCUUUUCUUUGUUUAACUGAAAGAAACCUAGCAGUGUGUUUGAGUUACAGUUGACAGCAUGACCCUCCUCAGUAAAGCCAAACUUAUGCAGCAAAGUUGGUGGACAGUGAAAUUUUACCAUAUAAUGUACCACGUCUUGUGGCACACAUCAUUCCAGCUCAGGACAUUGGCUUAGCUUGCUCCUUCCCAGCAGCCUCUAACAUAGUGUCACAUUAUGCUGGAUUUAGAUGAUUGUAACGUUCGCUUUGUCUGUUUCUCUAUUUUGAUAUGGCUGUAACUUUUGCUCUGGGCUGCCAGCUUGUGCAUGGAGGAGUAGAAAGAGAAGUGGGGACGAUCUGCUAACAUGGAGUGCAGGUCCUGGUCAUCCUGGAGAUGAAUGGCAGGGGGUGGCUGUUAAGUAUGCAGAAUAGAACAGUGACUAGCUGGUCAAAGAUCUUGUGGGACAAAAAAGAUGUGAAUGCUUCUCAACUUUGCAUCAUUUGUCUUCACUUUAUGUAAUCUGGCAAUUGCUUCGGAGCAGCAGUUACAGUGCAGUGCGUAGCACACCAGUGUGUGACAUGUAUCGCUGCCUACUCCUGGGCUCUCACAAAAGGUCCUUCACCUGCUGUCAUGUCUCUCUGCACAUUCUGACACCUCUGCUGCUUACUCUAGCAACUUUCUAAAUCCAAACAGAUCCACCUAUCUGCUCUACGUGUUACGUUUUCUCCUUGGCCUACUUCCUCUAGACCUUCCCCUGGCCUGGCUCUCCUUGCUUACACUAGACUCAGCUGACAGAUACUACUCUUCUCACUGUAGUCACUUACUUAUCUCUGUUGGUUAACUGUGGACCAUUGACUGCUCAUUAGUACCAACUCUACACCUUCUUCCAUCUCUAUCCACUCAAUACAUGACACUCAAUGAUGCAUGACUACCAAUACAAGACUCUCAUCUACUGCUGUGUGCUCUUUAUGAGCCCUCAUCUGCCAAACACCACCAUCUCCACACUCUAUCAUCUGAUUAUAGAGUUUGAUAAUUCUCUGUCCCUACACUCUGGAUUCUCAUGUCCCACUAUAAAGUUUCCUUUGGCUGUUUGUCCUGAUCCAAACCCCACUUUUCUUCAUUAUUACCAACUUUCUGCAUCUUUGCCUACUUCUACUGCUAAUCAUUUGUAAUUCUAGACUCUCUUCUGUACACUCAUUAUAAAGCCACCUCAAUUAUUCAGUAUCAACCCUAGCCCCUCUUCAGUCUCUGUCUCCCCCCAUUGGCAAUCUCAGUAUUAAAACGGACAGCUUUGGGUCCUCCCGAUCUCUGUCUAUUCACUAGACAUUCUUUUAUAACUCUGGACUCUCCUCGGUCUACUCAUUCUAAUCCCUUCACUGAAUAUUCAUUGUGAAUUCUCUUUAACUCAUCACUAAGUCUUUAGAACCUCCUCCACUUUCUAAUCGUGGAACCUCAUAUUUCUUGAUCCAUUCCCUGUAGACCCCAUCCACUCAUCAUCAUCAAUCGCUGUGCCAUCUUUUGGCUCCUUCUAUUGAUUCUACACUCCCUUGUAAGUCUAAACCCGUCUCACUGUAGAACAUCUACUCAUCGUUUGCAACCCUAGAUCCUCCUCUGUCUGCUCAUUAUAAAUCGCCUACUCAUCCGUAUAGACUCUUGUGUAUAAUCUACUGUGUUCGGCUCAACAUUGGCAUCUCUAGACCCUUCCCUACACUGCACACCCUCUUCUAAUCACACAACUCUAAUACAUCCUCUUCUCUCUUCUCUGUCUUCUCAUUAUGAACACUCUCCUAAUCAAAGCUACCAGCUCUGGGUUCUGUUUUGUUUCAGUCUACUCACUCUUGUUUGCUCAUUGCUUGCAGUUCCUGCCGUGCAUAGCAGGCACUCCUCUGUGCAGCUAUUCUAGAUCCUUCUCUUUUAUAACUACCCACCUUUGGCCUUGCUUGGUCUACUCUUUCUCGGCCCUCUUUCUGCCCAUCUCUACCUACUCUAGGCCCUCCGAUAUCUCUCUCUGUCCUUACUGUGUGCAGUCUGUUGAUCCUUACUACGAACUGUUCACUGUUCCUUUUCCCUUCACUUACUGUACAGUAUACCUUAUUCUUUGGAUAUUUACUGUAGACUACCCUCUACUUUGGUUUAGGUUCUAGAGACCUCCCUAACAUUCACUCUAGAAGGGUCUUACUUGUUCAGCCUUUCUCAUUAAGUGGUGCUUACACUUAGUUUUUGUAGGAUCCCAAUGUCUGAGAGGUGUUCACUGUAAUCAGUAUCUUUGAUGUUCGUGGGUAUUAUCCGUGUUUACUACGAUUCUCCAUGUACCCAAUUCUCUUGUCAAACACACACACAUUUUUGAUGUUUUUUUUUUUUUUUGCUGUGUAUGAAAUAUUAAUUGUAAGAAACAUAUCUUUAUAAAGCCUGUUUAAUAAGAGGGCAGUCACAUGUGUGUAUCUAAACCUUCCUACAUAGACGCCAAGGGUGUGAUUGGCAGUGUAUUAAUUGCUCUAAUGUUGAGAAACUGAAAAUACUAUAUGAGCGAGUACUCUUCAAGCUUUUGUGUCUAAUAUUUACCCUUUUUUGACGGAUGGUACAUUCCCCUUCUAAUUAAAAACCACAGUCCAGUUCCCGGUGUCCCAUGUGCCUUCCUGACGUGAGUGGAGUGACCUCAGCAGACAGCAGUGAGCUCAGACUGGUGCCACUGCUGCACUUCAGAAAUUAGCAUGUAAGUUUCUCAUGUGGCAUGAGCUCACCUUGAGUCCUGCAAGGUGAUGAAUGAAAAUCAUUUGAGCAACUGUCAUGUCUGAUGAGGCUGCAUUCAAAAGAGGCCUGGGAGACAAUUUCUGCAAUGUUCAAACAUGUCGUUUACACAGCAUCUUCGAAGGUUUGCACCGAGUCCCUGAGGCGUCGCAGACUCAUUAUGCAGAGACAACGCACAGCUCCAGCAGGAGAAGUGAACAUGAGUUGCCAAUGCAAUAACAAGAAAAGAUUAAAAUUAGAAAGAAAAAAAAAGAAAACAAACACACAAGUUUCCAAAUGGAUGUGCCUGCAAGUAAAUUAGGUGGAAAAAUCAUGCAGCUUACAUCAGAACUUUGGUGAAGAGUCCCAACCAACCUGAAGGGCAGGGGUGAAAAAUGCAAUGUGAACACCUGAAGAGAGUGUGCAUGUCCACUAGAAGGAUAUGUGGAUUAAUAACAUCUGGAAGAUGAAAUACAAUUGGUGAGAUUUUCAUUUAUAAAAUGGCAAAUGCUGAUUUCUGACCACCCAUGUCUGAACAGAGGCUUUUUUCUAGUGUUUGCCUGAUUAGUUUUGUUUUAGUGGAGAUGCAGGUGGUCUCCAUACUUGGAGACACUGAGGUGUGUGUGUGUGGUGUGAUUGCAUGUCACGGUGCCAGUGAACGCACCUGUAAGUGUAACACACAUGCAUACAAGUGUGGGAUGCACGUGUCCGAGUGUGCUGACAGUGUGAGUGGGUGUGAGUGGGUGGGUGUAAAUUCCUGUUUGUUGAGUAGGUAUGUGUGUAGACAACUGCACACCGAGGAUUAGUGAACGUGUAUGCAUGUUCUCAAGGCUUUUUGGGUAUGUGUCUUGUAAAAGACGCCCGGACACAGACAGACAAUGAGACAGCCAGAUGUCCACAACACACUUUUUUUCUUCAACACACAGCCGCAAUGAACUCACAAGGCUCAGUCCUUUUUUACUUCUCUUCUCCUUUACUUCACGGCCACCUCCACUACUCUCUCGCAAGCUCUGUCCUCUUCCACCCAACUCCUGCUCCCUGAAUGGAGUGAGGUGGCCCCUUUUACAAUGCACCCACAUGUGCUCCCUGAUGGCCUUCCUGCAGCAUUUCCUGGUGUGGUGGAAGUGCGGCAGUCCAAGGCUCCAUAGUCCUUCAGGUACCCCCUGGUGGUGGUCACGGAUACCCACAGGGUUGAUCUUUCCAGCUCUGAGGUUUCCAGAUCAUCCAGGAUGGCCACCCUCUUGUGACCUGGGGAAGGAUUUGCCACUCUCUCUCUCUCUCUCCCCUGCUUCUCCAGGCCUCCCGGUGGGGCGAGGUCCUCAGCCAUCCAUCACAGUGUUUAUAUGCAUAUGUACAGGAAUGCGUAUAAAUGUGUUCUAUGCAUUUAUAUGGGGUUUUUUUUGCAAAUGUUUAGUUGUGUAUAUUUGUGGGUGGCUAUAGUAUACUUGGGUUUGUAUGUCUGCGUAAUGUGUGUGUACAAAGUUUAAAAGUAUGUGUGAAUCUGAACCCAUUUGUGUGUGUGUGUGUGUGUGCUCCAUAGCAGUGGAUGUGACAUGUAGGUGACAUGUAGGUACAGGCAUGUCAGUGUGGGAGUAUGUGUAUGACUGUGUGUGACUGACGAGUGUGUGUUGCUCUAACACGUUUAUGCAUUUUGUACACACGCUCACUUUCUCAUUUGAUAUUCUUCUGCCAAAAAUACCACAGUGGGAAAACCUUCUGGGAGAAAGAAUCUGCAUAAAAAUGUGAAAGAUAGCAUACAAACAAGGGAGACAAAAUUACUGCAAAUGAAAUUGCAGCCAACCUUCUUCAUCUUCUUCUGCACAAAUCUCAGGAUAGCUUUUAUCUGGUGACCAGGAACAUCCGACGCCAAAGGCUGAAGGGCAGCAAAUCCUUUGAAGGUCACAGCAGAGAGAGAAUGAGAAAACAUUCCGGCAUCCUGCUCCUUCAUUAACGUUUGUGUCAAACGUCGUUUCUAGCACUUCAUUUAAAAAAGUACAUGUGGUGCUGAAUGGUCUCUGGUACAUUGAUUACGGUGACCUAACCUAAGAUAUCGAUACGGAGAAGACUGACUUCCAGGUGCACUGAUCUGACAGGGAGACCCUCUACACUGCAACCUUCCCUGAUCAGCUCGGCCCUCAACCUCUUCACAAUAAAGGCACAGAGUCCUGCAGUUCUGAAUGUGCGUCUCUCUUUCCUCCAACUGGCUUGACUACAAUGCAUGUCUGCCCGUCUCUGACACCGUGCCAUGGCCAAUGUGGCCCAUUGUGUCCCCUCUGCAGCUGGCUUAUGUUUGGUGUGUAGUUUCUUAUGAAUCCUCACAGCUCUCACAAGAAUCUGCCUUCACAGACGAGGCUGGCUCCUGGGGAUUUGAAUGAGCUGACCUUCCAUCUGUCGUAUAAGAUCAUGGACUCUUAGCUGCUUCCUCACAACUACAUCCAAGUCUGCAGGACUGCUGAACGAUGUCCAUUUUAAUUGUUGCUGGAUGCAGUCAAUUCUGUUGUAUUGUUGUUUUGUAAUAAUAUUGUAUGGGAUAUUGGAUGUUGUGUGUUUGUUUUUCCCUUUUUCAUUCAUUAUUAUAUUGCUUAAAGAAUUCCAAUGUUCCUGAGAUAUAUGUCUAAUAAAUCAACUUGUCUGAA